Closterium sp. Yama58-4 is the source of this 3207-nucleotide messenger RNA. The record is from the annotation of a GenBank genome assembly. Lineage: Eukaryota; Viridiplantae; Streptophyta; Zygnematophyceae; Desmidiales; Closteriaceae.
AUGAUUUCCGCGCUUCUUAAGGCCAAGGCUUUCCGCUCCUUCCGCCUUCCGUUUCGCACCCCCGCAUCUCCUGACGCCACCCCCGCAGCGCGAGUCACCUUACCAGCAUCCAUCGCUUCUGUACCUUCUGAACUAUCUUCCCCCGCCAAUACGUUCGCCAUGGCUGCCGUCGCCGCCGCACCUCCAGUGGCAGCAGCGGGAGGUGCGGCAGCGGGCGCGGGAGCAGCGGCGGCGGAGAUUCGGCAACCGCGGAAGGCCGUGCGCAAGCUGCUGUCCAGGGAGCAGGCGGAAGGCGCGGGGGCGCGCGUCAGGCGCAGCAUCGGCAGGCCGGAGCUGCGCCAGCUGGACCCCUUCCUGCUGCUCGACGAGUUCAAAGCGGAGAACGCGGCAGCAGGCUUUCCAGACCAUCCCCACCGAGGCUUUGAAACCGUCUCCUACCUGCUUCAGGGGUCAUUCGUGCACGAGGAUUUCAACGGCCACAAGGGGCAGCUGCAUGCAGGGGACGUGCAGUGGAUGACAGCUGGCAGGGGCGUGGUGCAUUCGGAGAUGCCUGGCGGGGGUCCCACCCACGGGCUGCAGCUCUGGGUCAACCUCGCCGCUAAAGACAAGAUGGUGCCAUCAGCCUACCAGGAGCUAAAGGAUGCCGACAUUCCCAAGGCGUCGCACAACGGCGUGCACGUGGCUGUCAUCGCCGGCACCGCCCUCGGCGCCUCCUCCCCCGUCGCCACGCGCACGCCCACCUCCUACCUCUCCUUCCGCCUCGACCCCGGCGCGCACCUCGCGCAACCGCUCCCCACCGCUUGGAACGCCUUCAUCUACAUGCUCUCAGGAGCCGCUACCAUCGGGGAGAAGGGGGCGGAGCCCACUGGUGCACAUCAUACGGUGGUGCUGGGGGCGGGGGACGGCGUGCACGUGUGGAACGAGGGCGCUGAGGAGUGCCGCUUUGUGCUGAUAGCGGGGCAGCCUAUAGGCGAGCCGGUGGUGCAGUACGGUCCAUUUGUGAUGAACAGGGAAGAGGAGAUCCAGCAGGCUCUCAGUGACUACCGCCGCGGGUCCUGCGCGCUGCUCCCCCCUCUCGUCGCCGUCGGCGCGCUCACCUCUCUCGCGCUCGCAUGCGCCGCCCUCCACUUCUCCCUCCGCCGGCGCCUCCCCCCUCUGCGCGCGCUCAAGCGCGCCGCCGCGCUCUGCCUGCUCUACACGCUCGCGCUCGCGCUCCUCUCGCUCCCCGCGCCCUUUGCGCCCGCAUUCAGCCCCUGCGCUGCCCCGCGCGCGGAUAACAAUGCGGAGGCGGCGCGAGAACUAGGGGAGAAGGACGGGGUAGGCAGCGGAAAUGAGGUGGGCGGAGGGGGGUGGGGCCGUUUUGAAGAAAAUUGGGGAGAUGGCGCAGGAGGCGGAGGGCUGAGCAGAGGGGAGGAGGUGGAGAGAAGGCACGCGGAGGCGGAGGGGGAAGCGACGGGGAAAGCUGGAGAGGCGAGGGCGAGAGGGGCAGGGGAAGAGCGGGAAAUAAUGGAGGGGGAGGUGAAUGCAGGGGCAAAAGGAGAGGUGGCAGGGCGCGGAGGGCGGAGAGGGCGCGGAGGGCGGAGAGGGCGCGGAGGGCGGAGAGGGCGCGGAGGGCGGAGAGGGCGCGGAGGCAGUGCGGCCCACAUCACCUGGCACACUCCCGCCCGCCCCUCAACCACUCUCACCGCCCCACACUCCACCCCCUCGCUUCUUCCUCCCUCUCUGCCUCCCUCCUUGCCACCACCCUCCCCCUCCCUCCAUCCCCCAUCCCCUCCCUCCUCUCCUCCAUUCUCCCCUCCUCCCCACCCCGCCCCGUCCUCCCCCUUCCCACCCUCCUCCCUCCAUCCCUCCCCCACGCUUCCCACUCCAUCGUCAACCCCCCUCUCCCCACCCUCCUCUUCGCCCCUCUCCACCCCACCUGUCCCCCCCACCCCUGCACCGGCGCGCUUCUUCAUCUACCGGCUGGUGGGCAACGACAUGCCGCCGCUGCAGUGCGCGCAGCAGCUGCAGCGCAACACGCUCUACGCGCUGCAGCACGAGCCAGCACACCUGCAGCAGGCGCGGCGCCUGUGGGUGCUGAACCACGUGGUGAACGGCACUGCACUGGCUGACCUGGUUGAAGCCAUGCGGGCUCAUGGGGUCAAGGACGAGGUGUGUGUAUGGGGUGAGCCAAGGGAGGGCGCACCUGCAGCACGCGCGGCGCCUGUGGGUGCUCAACCACAUGCGCAGAACGAGGCGCGCAACUUCAUGUUGGAGCAUGGGCGCACGGAGGGCGCGCAGUGGGUGCUUGCCUUUGAUGGCAACCAGUUCCUCACCGCCGAGGCAUGGCGGUUGAUAGUGCAGGCCGCUGACAGGCACGAGCAGAGGGGCUUUAAGGUGUUCAAGUUCCUCACCGCCGAGGCGUGGCGCCUCAUUGUGCAGGCGGCUGACAGGCACGAGCACAAGGCCUUUAAGGUGUUCAAGGUGCCCAUGUACAGGGUGCACCAGCAGCAGUCCCCCACGUGGCUCAACGCCUCCUCGCUCUUCAUCCAUCUGCGUCGCUUUGCCCCCCACCUGCACGAGAGCCAAGUCGCCUUCCGCACUGAUGCGCCCUACCGCUACCAGCCGGGCAUGGCGUACGGGCAGGACAACAAGAUGGAGCUGCUCACUCGCGUGUGCGGGUCGGGCAAGUUCAGAAAGAAACACUUGCGGCUGUGGCAGCUGCAGGCUCAACAGGCGCAGCAGCAAGCCAAGCUGGCGGAACAGCAGGUCGAGAAAGAGGGGCAGGAUGGGCAGGAGGGGCAGGAAGGGCAUGAGGGGCAGGAGGGGCUGGGGAAGGAGCAGGAACAGCAGGGUCGGGAGAGGACAGUGGGCAUGGCUGAACUGCCUGAGAUACACGACGAUGAUGAUGAUGAUGAUGGGGGAGAGAGCGAGCAGGAGGGGGAGGAGGAGGAGGUUGACAAGGGGCGGUGCGGGUGGCACAGGGAGGUGGGGCUGGACGCGGGGUACCAGCGCGGGAAGCAGCUGGUGGCGUACGAGUGUGGCUACAGCAUCCGCCUCUGGUACUUCCCGUGCGCCCAGGUGGACGUGCAGAGGAUGUUCCUCAAGGCACACUACCGUGCACAGCUGAGAGAGGAGGGCAGACAGCAGCUGCACGCCUUGAUUGAGCGCGCUAUAGAGGAGUCGUCAAGAUCAAGGGGUGGCACAAUACCACGACACAGUAGUUGA